Molecule: messenger RNA, 594 nt
Organism: Anopheles maculipalpis
Lineage: Eukaryota; Metazoa; Arthropoda; Insecta; Diptera; Culicidae
Exons: 1
Coding region: 1-594 (197 amino acids)
Source: RefSeq, a predicted model, not a curated record
AUGUACGACGACCUUCUACGUUUGGAGCUGUCCGGGAAGCGUGCGGACAUUAUUGGAUUUGCGGAUGAUGUGGCGUUCACCCUUAUCGGAAGGGACCCAAAGGAAAUCAGCACCCUUGCUACGAGGAACUUGGAGAUGAUCGAGCGUUGGAUGGACGGAGGGGGUUUGAAGCUGGUCCAUCAAAAUACCGGCUACAUGAUCUUCUGCACACAUCACAACCCGCAAGUAGCUCAACUACGGGCGGGGGGACACACGAUCAUAUCCACGGAAUCGCUCAAGUACCUCGGGGUCGAGCUCUGCCGCAAGCAGCACUACGGUCGGCAUGAAUAUCAUGAAUAUCAUGGUAUCAUGAAUGCCUUGACCGCUCUGAUGCCGAACAAGUGUGGCCUCAAAAGCAGCAGAAGAAGAGCCCUGGUUAACGUUGGGAAUAGCAUUGUCCGUUACGCGGCUCCAUCGUGGGGACGGACACUUCUACAGAGAGACACCAACGUUCAGAGGACGCACCGAACAGUAGUCCUGCGAGUGGCCAGCGCCUUCCAGACGGUUUUCUACGAUGCAGCUUGCGUGGUCGCAUCGGUUGUCGGGUCCGCUUAA